CUGAACUUUCCAUUCAUUUCUGACAAGCAGUACAAGAAAUUUCUGACGUUAAAUUCGUUCUUCGCUAACACAGUCCAAUUUAAACAUUGGUAUAAUCAACGGCGCAUUUGGAGUACCAUUACAUUCCGUAAGGGCGCGUAUGGCUCAAUGAAACAUGGCUAUCGGGGAGUGAUAAUUGGUUGGGAUCUGAAAGCUAAAGCUUCUGAAAAAUUCAUCGAAAAAGAGUGGACGAAUAAUCCUAACUAUGCCGUUUUAAUAGACGCUAGAGAUCGUAUGGUGCCACAACUUGGCUAUGUUGCUCAGGCUAACAUUGAGCUGUAUAAGGGACGAAUAAUCCACACCUUGUUGAACAAUUACAUGGAGAAGUAUGACGAAGAAGCACAGAAGUGGGCGGGUGACUUAGUGUUUUUAUUUUCCAGUGUUCCACAACCACUAUUUUCUUUCCUGCAAAAGAACGAAACCCUGAAAGAAAGUUAG
Messenger RNA from Angiostrongylus costaricensis, 477 nucleotides. The record is from the annotation of a GenBank genome assembly. NCBI's taxonomy places the organism in Eukaryota, Metazoa, Nematoda, Chromadorea, Rhabditida, Metastrongylidae.